Messenger RNA from Corythoichthys intestinalis (scribbled pipefish), 3185 nucleotides. It is a transcript of the gene cnrip1b, whose product is annotated as cannabinoid receptor interacting protein 1b. Gene Ontology annotation, cellular component: plasma membrane. Gene Ontology annotation, molecular function: type 1 cannabinoid receptor binding. Lineage: Eukaryota; Metazoa; Chordata; Actinopteri; Syngnathiformes; Syngnathidae. The coding region runs from base 143 to 631 and encodes 162 amino acids. The record is from RefSeq and is a predicted model, not a curated record. Gene Ontology annotation, biological process: negative regulation of signaling receptor activity. The transcript has 3 exons.
UAAGCGGUGCGCCAAUCCAGGUUGCGCGCGCACCACGUCGCCGUUGCGUGCGAACUCUUUCCAUCGGGACUCCUGGGACGUUUCGCCCGCCACACAUCCAUCCAUCCAUCCAUCCAUCCCGUAUUUGUUCACGUGCGUGGACAUGGCCGAUGUUCCACAGCUCGUCAAAAUCGGCAUUUCGCUGAAGAUGCUUCCCAACAACACCGCCGUCUACUUCAAAUCCGACGGAGCCAGGUUCGGACAAACCCGAACCAUUAAGCUGCUCACCGGUUCCAAGUACAAGAUCGAGGUGGUGAUCAAACCCGGAGCGGUCGAGGCCACGUCAAUGAGUUUGGGUGGCAUCACCUUUGCUCUGGAGCAGCAGUCCAAGGACCCUCAGUCGGUGGUCUACUCGGGCCUGUACGACACGGAGGGCGUAGCUCACACCAAGAGUGGAGAAAGGCAGCCCCUUCAGAUCAGUAUACAGUUCACCGAGGCGGGCACGUUUGAGACGGUGUGGCAGGUGAAGUACUACAACUACCACAAGCGGGACCACUGCCAGUGGGGCAACAGCUUCAACAGCAUCGAGUACGAGUGCAAACCCAACGACACGCGCACGCUCAUGUGGGUCAACAAGGAGACUUUUAUUUGACAGACACAUAUGUUGGCACAACACGAAUACGUGCUGGAUGUGACUUUUUUUAAUUUAAUUUGAUUUUUUUUUAUGUUUAAUGCAAACAUUUUUUGGGGAAGAAAAUCUAAAUAUUUGCUGAAGUAUUUUGGGGUUGAAUACAUUUUUAAAUGAAAAGGAAAAGAAAAAAAAACACAUUAUUAGGAAUGUAUACAUGCAUUUCAUUCGACCAACAUGGAUUACAAGGGUUUUCCAGUACUUUUUUUUUUUUUUAACUUGAUUUUGGCCCAUUGCAAAACAUGUCUAUUUCAUUUGUUUAAAUGUUUAAAUUAUUGAAAUCUAUUUUUAGAUAUCAAUAUUUUCAGAAAUGGGAUUGUUAAAAACUAGUAUUAUUUUCUUUAAAAAAGAAAUAUUUGUUUACAGUGUUGUUGCGCGUGUACGUUUGUGUAUGUUAGGGUUAGAGUUAACAGUCCUGAAUUAUUAUCAUCAUUGGAAGCCAUAUACAGUGGUAUGAAAAAGUAUCCGAACCUUUUGUAAUUUCUCACAUUUCUGGAUAAAAUCACUAUCAAAUAUGAUCUGAUCUUUUUCAAAAUCACACCGAUGAAAAAACAGUGUCUGCUUUAACUAAAACCACCAAAACAUUCAUCGGGUUUCAUAUUUUAAUGAGGAUAGUAUGAAAACAAUGACAGAAAGGGGGAAAAUAGUUAAGUGAACCAUCACAUUUAAUAUUUUGUGGCCCCCCCCUUUUGGGAGCAAUAACUGCAACCAGACGCUUCCUGUAGCUGCAGAUCAGUCUGCCACAUCGAUCAGGACUAACCUUGGCCCAUUCUUCUCGACAAAACUGCUGUAGUUCAGUCAGAUUCCUGGGAUGUCUGGUAUGAAUUGUCUGUCUUUAGGUCUUGCCACAGCAUCUCAGUGGGGUUCAAGUCUGGACUUUGACUUGGCCACUCCAGAAUGUGUAUUUUGGUCUUCUGAAACCAUUCUGAAGUUGAUUUACUUCGGUGUUUUGGAUCAUUGUCUUGUUGCAGCAUCCAUCCUCGUUUUAGCUUCAACUGUCUGACAGACGGCUUCAGGUUUUCCUGCAAAACUUUUGAAUUCAUUCUUCCAUUAAUGAUUGCAAGUUGUCCAGGCCCUGAGGCAGUAAAACAGCCCCAAGUCAUGAUGCUCCCUCCACCAUGCUUCACGGUAGGGAUGAGGUGUUGAUGUUGGUGAGCUGUUACAUUUUUCCUCCACACUUUGGUUUCAUCAGUCAACAAAAUAUUUUUCCAAAACUUCUGUGGAGUGUUCAUGUGCCUUUUUGCGAACAUUAAACGAACAACAAUGUUUUCAUGGAGUCCUCCCAUGAACACCAUUCUUGGCCAUAGUUUUGCAUACCAGUAUAGUCGAGAUAUUGGACUGUGCCAGUGAUUUCUGUAAGUCUUUAGCAGACACGCUAGGGUUCUUUUUUACCUCUCUGAGCAUUCUGCGCAGAACUCUUAGCAUCAUCUUUGGUGGACGGCCACGCCUUGGGAGAGAAGCAAAGUGCUAAACUCUCUCCAUUUGUAGACAACUUCUUUGACUGUCCAUUAAUGAACAUCCAGACUUUUAGAGAUGGUUUUCUACCCAUUCCUAGCUUUUUACAAAUCAACAAACCUUGAUCGUAGGCCUUGAGACAGCUAUUAUGACCGAGCCAUGAUGCACAUCAGACAAUGCUUCUCAUCAAGACACUUCUUACCAGGUGUGUGUUUUAUAGAGGACAGGGCAGCUUUAAACCACUCAUCAGUGAUAGGGCACACACCUGAUUAAAAUGUUUUGUAAAAAUUUGUUUCAAUUGCUGUUUAAGUCUCCUUAGGCAAAGGGUUCACUUACUUAUUUUUCCCACUACUGUCAUUGUUUGCAUGCAAUCCUCAUUAGAAUAUGAAAUGUUUGGGUGGUUUUAGUUAAAGCAGACACUAUAUUUUCAUCUGUGUGAUUUUGACAAAGAUCCGAUCACAUUUGAUUGUGAUUUUAUGCAGAAACAUGAGAAAUUCCAAAAGGUUCAGAUACUUUUUCCAUAUCUCUGUAUUGUAUCUCGUUUUUCUUUUAAAAUGCAAAUCUAUCGUAAUUUUUUUUUUAAAAAUUCAUGAUCACCUCAUGUGAUGUGUUGUUUUUAUAUUUGGUGCUUGUGUAAAAAAAAAAAAAAGUGGCAUUGUGAAAAAACUUGUGUUGAUAGUAAAAAAAAAGUUUUGAGCUCUGUUUGUAUUUGCUUUGCGGAGACUUUUGUAUAUGAGACUUGUUGACAACGUGCUUCUUUUUACAGUGUUUGUUCACGCUACCUCUUCCGACAAGACUUUAAAUAUUCAUUUACAAGUGUGUGAAGUCUUUAUAAUAAAUACUGUAUUUUGAAUUUUCCAUGUUGUGUUUUCUAAAAAUGACCAAUGUGUCUUUUGUACAUGUGAGAUGCAUUCAAGUGAACAUAUUUUGUUGUGAUGAAAAUUUGGAGUUGAGCUAUGCAAGAAUAAAAAUACAUAUAUACCGUAUAUAAACGAAAUGGUCCUGCAGUAGAGUCAGUUUGGGUGUUGCCCUUCUGCACAACUUGGCUUCCUUUUUAAAGCCA